AUGGCCCCCACGCACGAGCCUGUCCCGGGAGAGCGCGUGACAGACACGAGGAUCCAGUCCAGGUCCAGGAGCAGAAUCAACAGCCUCCACAGCCUCCACAGCCUCCACAGCCUCCAGCUGCCGCUUGCUCCGCUCACUGCAGCUGCCUCCUCCGAAGCACCUCCUGAUUCCUCCGGAGCCUCUCUGCUGGAACGACUCCUCCUAACAGUGGAAACUCAGUCACAACACGGCGGUUUGUCAAUGGAAGAGCGGAGCAUGGUGCAGCUGCCGUUCAUAAAAGUGCUGCAGCGCUCGUGCCCGCGCCACAUGAAGAGGAGGCUUUGCGCGUGCGUGUACACGCGAACGUACGUGCUCGUGAAGAGGCACGAGGGAGGGGGCACCUGUAGCCCGCAGCCCACGUGGAAUGAUAUUUACAUGGAGAGGGUGAAGGAGGCGGGGAGCGGGGACAGGUGA
Messenger RNA from Knipowitschia caucasica, 453 nucleotides. Lineage: Eukaryota; Metazoa; Chordata; Actinopteri; Gobiiformes; Gobiidae. The record is from the annotation of a GenBank genome assembly.